AUGGACCAAGACCAGCCCCGGCUACUUCAACAGAGAUAUGGACAUCGACCAUCAGAUGGCAUGAGCAACUCGCCGUGGUCUCCUACCUUGGAUCUUCUUCUUAACCACGCAUCCGUCCGCUCCUACUUCCCAGACACGCUCCCCGAUGGCACUCUCGAAAGUCUCAUCGCGGCUGGCCAGAGCGCAUCCACCUCUUCGAUGCUCCAAACCUGGAGUGCAGUUGCCAUAACCGACCCAGUCCGCAAAGCCCAGGUUGCAACUCUUGCUGGCGAUCAAGACUUUAUCCGUCAGGCACCUUUGUUCAUUCUUUUAUGCGCCGAUCUCAACCGCCUCGCGAACAACGCCAAGCGCCUGCAGAAACCGAGCCCUGCACUGGAGAAAAUGGACAUGUUCGUCAUGGCGACUAUUGACGCAGCCUUGGCCGCCCAGAACAUGGCCGUUGCGGCGGAGUCACUGGAUCUCGGCAUGUGCUACGUGGGAGCUGCCCGAAACAAUGCGGCUCAGCUCACGGAGCUCUUGGAGCUUCCACCACGUGUUAUUGCGCUAUUUGGCAUGACUGUCGGGAAGCCUCAUCAAAAUUACUUGAACACAACCAAGCCCAGAUUACCGUUGAACGAGGUACUUCACAGGGAGGUUUGGAAUGCCGGGGGCCAAGAGGAGCGGGUUUCUUCUUAUGAUGAGACACUCGGGUCCUUCUACGAGCGCCAAAACAAACUCAAUAGAGGAUUCUGGAGUGAACACACAUCUAAUUCCAUAGAAACAGACAGAUUGAAUGGUAGAGAACAUCUAAGAGACGUUCUAGAUGAGCAAAAGUUUGGGUUUUCCUAA
Molecule: messenger RNA, 828 nt
Organism: Colletotrichum gloeosporioides
Lineage: Eukaryota; Fungi; Ascomycota; Sordariomycetes; Glomerellales; Glomerellaceae
Product: FMN reductase (NADPH)
Exons: 1
Coding region: 1-828 (275 amino acids)
Molecular function (GO): oxidoreductase activity
Source: RefSeq, a predicted model, not a curated record